AAGGAGCACUAUCGUUCGACGCAGUAAUAUAGCUUACUCAUCCAAUUCUCACGCUCGUGCUCGCGUACCUACCUCAGGUGCCUCAGGAGGUGCAAACAGGGACCCUCGCGAUGCAAUUAUUUGAAUAGUCGUGCGUCUGCGCCGACGAGCGGCAGUAGCAGCAUUCCGCCGUUCCGUGUGUGUUUGGCCAGGCGAUUCAGUCUGUGCCUCGCGCCGCCAAGGGGUGCAUCGGCAGACGCUGACUCGCUCAAAAUUCGGCCAACCACCGCCAAAAAUAGCUGCGGCUGGUCGAGAUUUUCCCCCGAGAGCGCGAAAGGGCGAGGGGGAAGGCACGAUGGAGCUGCGUUUUCCUCACCCCCCGAGGGGAUGAAGGGCAGUCGGGGUUUGGCGGUGGUCAGCCGGCGCCACUUGUUGGCGCUGCUCGCCCUGUGCCUGCUGCUGCUUCUGGGCACGAAUCUGCUGGUGCAAGGGCCGCAGAGCGCCGUGCUGCCCGAAAACGGCAACGCCCCCCAGAAACAACCCCUUGGCAUUGGCGUGCGAAUCUUCCUCAAGAGGCUCUUCGGAGAUGGCUAUGGACAGAGGUGCGAUCGGCACGCGGCAAAUCGAUCGGUUGAGAGACAACUACCUGAGGCGACCAUAUUCCUGGACCAACGGGACCCUGGCAGAGCGGCCUAUUUCUUUGUCGAGACCUCUUGCAAUGGACUAGUUAAUGCUCGGCAAGCGUGUGCCGUCGAGUCCGCGGCGCUGCUGCACCCUGAAGCCGACGUCUACCUGCUGCUGCUAUCGCCACCCCCUGAGUUGGAUGUGCGCCGACAGAACCCAUCCGUGGCCAAUCUGAUGGAUGGCUACAGAAAUGUUCACGUGCUCUACUUCAACCUUGUAGACUACUUUAAGGGCGGGCCUCUAGAGCAGUGGUUCAGGUCGGGUGCCCUCCGGGCCAGCAGCUUUGAGCAGUCGCACACCAGUGACGCCUUCAGGUACUACACCCUGUGGAAAUACGGUGGAACUUACAUGGAUCUGGAUAUAAUCCUGCUGCGAUCGCUAUCCGCACUGACCAAUUUUGCGGGUGCCGAAUCCAGCGAGGACAUCGCGGCCGGCGUGCUCAAUCUGGAGCGUCACUCUACCCUGGCGAUGGAGUGCGUUCGUGAAAUCAGGGACCACUUCCGUGGCGACGACUGGGGCGCCAAUGGCCCUGGCGUCAUUACCCGCACUGUGCAGAAACUUUGUGGCACUGAAAAUACCCAGGAGAUGACCUUUGACAGGUGCAAAGGUCGCUUCCAGGUGAUGCCCCCCUUGGAUUUCUACCCGAUUCCUUGGCGCCAGUGGCGGCUGUACUUCAACAUAUCGUCCAGCAAUGACACAAUGCGGCGUCUCUCCAAGAGCAAGGCCAUCCAUGUGUGGAACAAGUUCAGUGCCACGACGCCAGUGCAAGUGGGCUCGCGCCAGCCGUAUGGACUGCUCGCCGCUAAAUUCUGUCCAAGGGUGUACGCUGGCUGCGGAGCCACCUUUUAGUCUGCUCAACGCUGAGGUGACAAAUGUCAGAGACAAUACCCAUACCAAGACACCUCAUUGUCAGUUCAUUUUAUAGUUAUUUCACUCAGGUUUUCAUCUUGUCUACAUAGGACGCGAGGGAGGAAUUCUGAGAGAUAAUUUUAGGGAAUUCCUCUUGAUAUUGAAUUAUUCCAUUCACCAAAAAAAACUUGCUUUUUAGCAAGAGCGUUGACUGAAAUUAUUUUUUAUUGAUUUCAAAAGGGUGGGUUUUGAUAUAUCUCUUGAUUUUACGACACCUCCUCUAUAAAUGUUGUGAUAAGUGAAUUGAGAGUUAUCUUAGAUAGAUGAUAAUAUAUUAUGUUACUAUCACAUUCAAGCGUGUCACAGUUCCGAUAGUCUAGUUGAAUAUUCCACGCAAUAAUUGUGAUCGUAUACCGACGCGUUUUCAGCGCUAGUCCAGCACUCACAAACAUCCCCUAGGCAAUACUUUUUAGUACAAAGCCGAGUUGAAACUGUCCCCGUCGACAAUCUCCGUUUGAAUUUUGGGAUUUUGGCAUUGCAAAGAAGUGUUUGUUGCUCCUUUCCAAGCGCGCAGUUGACGCUUUUUUGAAUGACAUAUCACAAGAGUAGUGCCAUACACACACCUUGCUUUUCCUGGUCUGGCGAGUGAGUCCCCAUCCCAAUUUCUCAGUUGCGAUUAUUCGCAAACACAUUCCUUAGAAAUAUUUUGUAACCGGUGUUAUGACAAACAAUUUCAAGUUGUCGAAUGUAACUUUAUAGAGAUUCUGAAAUAUUUAAUCAACGAACUUUCUGUGAGAUUUCGAGUUUGUAGCAAUUUUUGUUCAAGGUAAUAAAUUUUUGUAAUAUAACAAAUAUGA
This is a messenger RNA of Cloeon dipterum, 2369 nucleotides long. RefSeq names its product lactosylceramide 4-alpha-galactosyltransferase-like. The coding region runs from base 367 to 1512 and encodes 381 amino acids. NCBI's taxonomy places the organism in Eukaryota, Metazoa, Arthropoda, Insecta, Ephemeroptera, Baetidae. The transcript is spliced from 5 exons. Gene Ontology annotation, biological process: glycosphingolipid biosynthetic process. Gene Ontology annotation, molecular function: alpha-1,4-N-acetylgalactosaminyltransferase activity. The record is from RefSeq and is a predicted model, not a curated record.